AUGACAAACACAUUACAUCUUCUGGCCAGCAGUUCGACAACAACAGCACUUGACGCGGCACGAAAUCUGCUGGCCCAUGGAGCGAAUCCGUGCGCUAGAUCAGAUGACGGCUUGUCACCGCUGCAUGUUGCGUGUGCUUACGACUGUUUGGCAAUGGCACAACUGUUGAUGCACUAUGGCGCUGAUCCACUGGCAGAAGAUAAUCAUGGUCGCACUCCUCAGAGUUUGGCUACAGGAAAUACGCAGAGGUUUCUUCAGCGAAUGUUGGCCAAAAGCACGAGGGAGCAGAGAGGGAUUAUUCGGCGGUUAUUCGCAUGUCAUGCGGGAAUGGGAACAGCAACAAAUACAAAUUUCAUGAGAAGCAUUCGAAGAAAAGUGCGGAGAUCGUUCAAUGUUGGCCGCAGAAGGGCAAGCCAGGUAGCGCCCCCAACUACUGAGACAUCGACGAGUGCUUUUACGACAAGCGUUCCACUUUCGUCCACACGAAUUAGUGAAAGGGCUUCUUCAGCGGGGACUCUUCCUCGCUCUGCUGCCCCAGGCUAUCCAGACAUCGACAAAAUGCCGCUUCCAACGUCCUCUAAACUACCGUAUUCGACUGGGCCAAAUCCAUUCGGAGCAGCUACUGGUAAAAAUCCUCAUCCACCUGCGCUCCCGAAAAUCGUUACAAUGCCUGUUCCAUCGGGUCAGAAGCGGUCGAGUAGUGAUCCUGAGAUAAAGUACGACCGAGACCAGUGUCCACGCUUUCCUCAACCUUCCAAAGCUUACACACCACAACAUUUGCCGACUGGGACUCAAGCUACGGCACGGAAACCCAUUCAGAGCCCUCCUACGACUGUCAAGGAUUGCAAACCUGAACCGUCAGCACCACCGAUUGAAGAGAUGCCCGCUGAUGAUCUUUCCAAGUGGUUAAGCGAAAAGGACAGCACUCAAGAUAGCCAAAGCGCUUAUCUCACGGCCGAUGAGAGCUUUGAUAUGAGGGAAUUGCAGAAAAGAGUUCAGCAGAUGAAAAUCGGCGAACCUAUGUUAUCGCCUAAUGUUGACGACGGUCAGCUCCGGAAGGUUCGUCGUCUGACUGAUGCGCAGUUGAAAGCUGAGCUUAGGAAAGUUGGUAUCGUGGCGGGGCCUAUGUGUGCAGUCUUCAAGCCAAUAUCGAUUGUUGAAAUUAGGACUCGUGGAAUGUACGAGAAAAAGUUGGUUGCAAUGCGUCGUGGUGCGGCUGACGUGAAAGGAGUUCGAUAUUCACGUCAACUGGAAAUGGCCAUGUUGGACGUAUCCACAGCAGAAAGAGGGAAACCUCUUGACGAUCAGGUCCGAGAAGAAUUCCAGCUAGCUGGUGUGAGCGCGUUCUGCUACCUGCUGUUAGAUCCGAGGAAGAUUUGUGUUGAUGUGGAUUCACUGGAUUUGAAAAGUUUUGUGCCUUCAAUUUUUUACGUUGGAAAAGGCUCAAAGGCACGUCCUUUAGCUCAUUUGAUUGAAGCAAAGAAGGAAAAGGAAGUGAAGUCGCCAAAAAUGGUUGGUACAGCCUGUAUAUUGCACGUGUCUCAAACGCGAAGCUCCGACGUAUUGAUUCAAUCUGGGAAAACGGAUACGGUGUCAUUUGUUUACAAAUCAGUCACAGUGUCUCCGAUGAAGAAGGCGUUUGUUCGAGAAGCUGCCCUCAUUGAAGCGCUGAAACUAGAAAAUUUGACCAAUAUGAAGGGCGGCGAAUGGCGCGGUAAGAGCAAAUCUUGGACGCCAGCUAUGAAAGCAGAGUUUGGCACAUAUCAGCUGCUGAGAGCGAUGGGUGUGCUCAAAAUGGAAGGUAUCCGUCCGAUAUUCCCUCAGGCGCUUCCUGACUCAUUGUAUCCAUUUGCACAGAAGAAAAAUGUGUAA
Cooperia oncophora is the source of this 1872-nucleotide messenger RNA. The record is from the annotation of a GenBank genome assembly. Lineage: Eukaryota; Metazoa; Nematoda; Chromadorea; Rhabditida; Trichostrongylidae.